Messenger RNA from Nicotiana attenuata, 1045 nucleotides. RefSeq names its product elongation factor P. The transcript has 7 exons. Lineage: Eukaryota; Viridiplantae; Streptophyta; Magnoliopsida; Solanales; Solanaceae. Gene Ontology annotation, cellular component: cytoplasm. Gene Ontology annotation, molecular function: translation elongation factor activity. The coding region runs from base 101 to 817 and encodes 238 amino acids. Gene Ontology annotation, biological process: translational elongation; peptide biosynthetic process. The record is from RefSeq and is a predicted model, not a curated record.
UCGAGCGGCUUCAUUUCAACUACUUUAAUUUCCUUAUCUAUAGUCACGAAUGGUAUAAGUCCAUUUUCAGUCCCCUUGAGCUCUAGACAAAGCAACAACAAUGGCGGGACUAACCAGUCUCAAGCUUUCUCUGUUUCCCAAAUCCUGUGCUCUCUCCUCCUCUUCUUCUCUCUCUUUCCCAUCCUCAAAGCCAUUCCUCGUUUCAACCCGAAUUAUCCACAGAAUAUCCCACCGUUUCCCUAAGAUAUAUGCGUAUUCUAGCAAUGAUAUUAAAGUAGGCAGCAACAUUGAAGUCGAUGGAGCUCCUUGCAAGGUUAUAGAGUUUCUUCAUGUAAAGCCUGGGAAAGGGGCUGCAUUUGUGAGGACCACAUUGCGCAAUUAUGUAACAGGGAACACUGUUGAGAAAACUUUUCGAGCUGGAAGUAAGAUAGAAGAGGCAAAUAUCUACAAGGAGACAAAGCAAUUCACUUACAAAGAUGGUGCCCAGUUUGUCUUCAUGGAUCUGACCAGUUAUGAAGAAUAUCGUCUAAAUGAAAAAGAUGUUGGAGAUAAAGCAAAGUUUCUAAAAGAGGGCAUGGACUGCAGUUUGCUUUUCUGGAAUGGAAAGGUGAUCGACUUUGAAUUGCCUAUAACAGUGAAGUUGACAGUGGUGGAUGUUGAUCCAGGUCUCAAAGGUGACACUGCACAAGGUGGAUCAAAGCCAGCAACUGUGGACACCGGUGCAGUUGUUAAUGUUCCGUUAUUCAUAGAAAGGGGCGAGGAAAUUUUGGUGGAUACUAGAAACGGACAAUACAUGAGUCGUGCAAAGGAAGCUUGAGAUAAGUUUUGUAGCAACUGGAAAUUUUGGUAUCAUAAUGUAUUAAAAUCAAGUGUUAUCCGGAGUAACAUUAGGACCUCACUGCAGAUGCCCUUUGACACCUUUUCUUUGCCACCGAUUUGAGUAGACAAUGAAGUGAUAUAUAAAUUAUCAAGUAGAUAGUCUUUGUUGUAUUGAAGAAACAGGUGGUUAUUAUAGUAAAUGUAAAAGUCCUCAUUCAUUAUUUGA